Molecule: messenger RNA, 1403 nt
Organism: Prunus avium (sweet cherry)
Lineage: Eukaryota; Viridiplantae; Streptophyta; Magnoliopsida; Rosales; Rosaceae
Source: RefSeq, a predicted model, not a curated record
AAGGAAAGACUUCUUUUUGUUCACUCCUUAUAUUAGAACAAUCCUCGAGUGUAGAGAGAAACAUGAACUAGAAAAUGAAAGCAAACACAGCACUCAUUGUGACUACUUUAGCUCUGCUACUGAUCACUCAAACAAUCACAGAAGCUCAGCACAAUCCCACGCACAAAGAAGUAGAAGAAGAAAAGAGAUCAAGAAGCACUAGAAGCAGCACAAGAAGCAGAAGCAGAAGCAGAAGUAGAAGUAGAAGAGGCAGCAGCAAUGGAGGAAGAACAAGAUCAAACUGUGAUCCAUUGUUUCAAUACCUGUUUGGAACCUGUGGCCAAUGGCCUUUCCCUAUAAACCCUUCCCCAAGCAACCCUUUUGACCCAACACCUCGACCCUCUCCUCGACCGCCACGUAUCCUGCCUUCUCCUCCCACACUCCCCUUCCCUCCUUCACUUCCAUCUCCACCCCCAGUAGUACUAUCUCCACCCCCAUUAGUGCUCUCCCCACCCCCAUUAGUACUAUCUCCACCACCACUAGCACCCCCCCCUUUAGCUGCUGCUCCACCGCCAUCAUCACCGCCGCCUUUGCCCUCGCCACCACCGCCUUUGCCCUCGCCGCCACCACCUUCCCCACCUCCUCCACCACCAUUAGUUCCAUCACCACCUCCACCAUCUCCUAGUCCACCACCACCACCAGAAUUCCUCCCCCCACCCAUCCCAAUUGUAUAUCCACCACCAGAAAUGAUACAACCACCCACCCUUCCAUGGCUAACACCUCCCCCAUUAGUACCUACACCAGAGCAACCAGCCUUUGAUCUUCCUCCACCUACAGCAGACUUACCACCACCUGCUGAAGACUCUCCUCCAUUUUCAUUUGCACCACCAACUAUAUCAACCCCAACUGCACCAGAGCCUGGUGUGAUUACUCAGCCACCAUCUUUGCCCAUUCCUCAGUCACCAGAAAUCUUUCUUCCACCUCCAAUUCCUGAAGUGCCCCAAAAUCCACAGGGGCCAUUUCCAUUUGUACCACCAAUUAUAUCAACCCCAACUGCACCAGACCCUGGUGUGAUUGAUCAGCCACCAUCUUUGCCCAUUCCUCAGUCACCAGAAAUCUUUCUGCCACCUCCAAUUCCUGAAGUGCCCCAAAAUCCACAGGAGCCAUUUCCAUUUGGGUCCACGCCACCAGCACCAGAUAUGGAUUUCAAUGAGCCAUUGUCACCCCCAGAAAUCCCUUUUCUGCCUCCUGUUGAUCAGCUUCCACCGGCGUUUGAUUCACCUCCCUCUUAUAGUUAAGAACUAAUUAAUUAAAUUGUUUUCUUUGGUUCUUAUGCUUCUUCAGUCUAGAUGAAAAUAAUUGCUACGUACCAAAAUGUGAAUUGUGUUUUGUUUUGUAAUGUAUCAAUGUUUUGGAGAAUUUGG